AUGUCUUCAUGUACAGAGUAUAUUGCUCCAUCUAUGAAGACUACACAUUCCAGCAAUGGGAGCUUCUAUGAUAAAGUUGGAACAGCUGACCAACCUAGCUUUUCCUUCACGGCUACUACUCCAGAGCCAUAUAUGGGGAUAACCGAGUCAAUGCCUGUUCCUGACUGGAUUUCCAAGAAUUUGUCUUUCAUCACGGAGACAGAAGAUACUCCGUCCCUAUCAUCAUCAUCAUCAUUUGACUUCACGAAUGCCCUAAUGGACGAAUUCCCCAGCUGGGAAGACAUAUCCUACCACCCAUCGAACUAUGUGUGUUCUACCAAUAGAAAAGACUUUUCUGAGUCCUUCGAGCCUCAUCACUUGGCCGACAUCUCCUCUGUGCCAUGGCCUCCUUGGCCUUCUUGGCCGCCCAACAACUUAGAUCAGCUGCUCCCUACUACAGAAACUCCUCUUGAGGCCCGCAUUCCAAUAUUUCCGGAAUACCAAACAAGCGAUUGGCAAGAGAAAGUGAAUAAUCAAACGAGGAAACCCGUGAAACCAUCCUCUGUGCCUUUCGAUCAUCUCCAACCCCUCACAAAUGAGAUGAUCCAUUCAAUGCCCAUGACCAGCAGCACACCCUGCUUUGCGACAGCGACAUCCCCGAUCGCCAUAUCAGUACCGGUCUAUCAAGCCUCUGGAAUGCCCUUUGAGACCUAUGAUAUCCAGCCAAGCACAAGCCUAGAAUCAAGCAAUACACUUACCUCUCUGCACCUAAAGACCGAACCCGCACUCACCAGAAACGUCGACUCCCGAGUUCCAAUCGUGGAAACGCGAUUCCCAACCAAUCAGCAUCAGCAUCAGAAUCAGCAUCAAUAUCAACAUCAAAACUCCCAAACCCAAACUCAUUCUCAUUUUAAUACUCAUGCUCAGCCCCAACCCCAACUCCGAUUCACUCCUCCCAAACGUCUAGAAGCAAGCCUCCACCCCAUAGACAGAAGCAAUGCCUUCCUGAUAGAUUGCAAACGCCGCGGCCUAUCCUACAAAGAUAUUAAGCGCAUCGGCAACUUCAAAGAAGCAGAGUCCACACUUCGAGGCCGCUUCCGGACUCUAACAAAAUCCAAAGACCAGAGAGUCCGAAAGCCAAUUUGGUUAGAGAAAGACGUAAGUCCUUCCCGUUUCUGUUUCCUUUUUCUUGUGCCAGAAGAAAAGAACCCAGCUGAUAUAGUAUUGAUACAGAUUCAACUUCUCUGUAAGGCUGUUGGUAUUUGCGAGAAGGCAGGAUCGGAGUCAUUGGAUGAAGACGAUAUGGGAUGGUCUUCUGAUAUACUCGAGGGGCAUCGUCAAUACCCACGUCUGAAUAAAAGCCAGCCCCCGAAGGUGUCGUGGAAGAAGGUUGCGGGGUAUAUUUCGAAACAUGGGGGAUCGUAUCAGUUUGGGAAUGCGACAUGCAAGAAGAAGUGGUGUGAGAUUCAUGAUAUCCCUAUUUGA
Penicillium angulare is the source of this 1464-nucleotide messenger RNA. RefSeq lists its product as uncharacterized. Lineage: Eukaryota; Fungi; Ascomycota; Eurotiomycetes; Eurotiales; Aspergillaceae. The transcript has a single exon. Bases 1 to 1464 code for a protein of 487 amino acids. The record is from RefSeq and is a predicted model, not a curated record.